Sapajus apella (tufted capuchin) is the source of this 2151-nucleotide messenger RNA. It is a transcript of the gene SLC9A1, whose product is annotated as solute carrier family 9 member A1. The record is from RefSeq and is a predicted model, not a curated record. Bases 835 to 2151 code for a protein of 438 amino acids. Gene Ontology annotation, cellular component: membrane. The transcript has 4 exons. Gene Ontology annotation, biological process: proton transmembrane transport; regulation of pH; sodium ion transport. NCBI's taxonomy places the organism in Eukaryota, Metazoa, Chordata, Mammalia, Primates, Cebidae. Gene Ontology annotation, molecular function: sodium:proton antiporter activity.
CUGGUGGCUAUAAGUGGCAGCGCCGGGCUCAUCGAGGCUUCAGUCCACUGCUGCCGGGGCCGGGGCCCGGGUUAGUGCUGGAGCUGGACCAGGAGGAGCUGCAGCUGGGCCGGGGCGGAGCGCUCCCCCGCGCCGGGGCCGAAAGGAGGAGCGUGUUGCUGCUGGCCCACCGCGAGCCGCCCCCAGCCCGCGCCGAGGCGCCUUCCCGCCAGGCCGCCUGCCUCCGACCUUCCGCCUUUCUCCAUUUCCCCGGAAUCUCAGCCCGGUGCGCCUGGACCCCUGCCCUUCUCUGGGUGGACAAGCUCCCGGCCGCCUCCCGGUUUCACUCCUUUGCAGCCUGGGUUCCCAGCUCCCUCUCUCCUUUUCCUGGACUGGGUCUCACUCCCUUUGGUCCUCUUCCUUUAGCUCAGGCUCCCUACCGCUUCCCUCAGCCCAGAGUCCCAGCUGCUCAGUCACUUUCCUCAGCCAAAGGUCCCAGCCUCCCCUCUUCCUUUCCCUUGCACGGGUCCAGCCUGUCCUGCCCUUUCUUCUAUUCCUGGGGCUCAGUUUCCCACAUCCCUCCCCUCCUCCCAGGGCCGGAGUUCCAGAACUUUUGAUCUCCUUCCGUGGUCUUUCCUGGGUCUUUGUCCCCUUUCCCCACUUUAGAGAUCCAGAUUGCAAACUCAGGCUCCCUCCACUCCCAGAAAAUUCCUUCCACCGAAAUGCCUCUCUAAAACAUGAACUUUUCCUAGAGACUACGUUAGUUUGUCUUCCCACUUGCUGACCCUUUGCUACCUAUGUGCCCGGUUUUACUCUCACUUCGCUAAGGUCGAGGCCGGCUCGGGGAGCACCACCAUGCUUCUGCAGUCUGGCAUCUGUGGCCUCUCUCCACCUCGGAUCUUCCCUUCCUUGCUCGUGGUGGUCGCUUUGGUGGGGCUCCUACCUGUUCUCAGCAGCCAUGGCCUCCAGCUCAGCCCAACUGCCAGCACCAUUCGAAGUUCAGAGCCACCGCGGGAACGCUCGAUUGGGGAUGUCACCACCGCCCCACCGGAGGUCACCCCAGAGAGCCGCCCUGUUAAUCAUUCCGUCACUGAUCAUGGCAUGAAGCCGCGAAAGGCCUUUCCAGUCCUGGGCAUCGAUUACACACACGUGCGCACCCCCUUCGAGAUCUCCCUCUGGAUCCUUCUGGCCUGCCUCAUGAAGAUAGGUUUCCAUGUGAUCCCCACUAUCUCAAGCAUCGUCCCGGAGAGCUGCCUGCUGAUCGUGGUGGGGCUGCUGGUGGGGGGCCUGAUCAAGGGCGUAGGCGAGACACCCCCCUUCCUGCAGUCCGACGUCUUCUUCCUCUUCCUGCUGCCACCCAUCAUCCUGGACGCGGGCUACUUCCUGCCGCUGCGGCAGUUCACAGAAAACCUGGGCACCAUCCUGAUCUUUGCUGUGGUGGGCACGCUGUGGAACGCCUUCUUCCUGGGCGGCCUCAUGUACGCCGUUUGCCUGGUGGGCGGUGAGCAGAUCAACAACAUCGGCCUCCUGGACAACCUGCUCUUCGGCAGCAUCAUCUCUGCCGUGGACCCCGUGGCGGUUCUGGCUGUCUUUGAGGAAAUUCACAUCAAUGAACUGCUGCACAUCCUUGUCUUUGGGGAGUCCCUGCUCAAUGACGCCGUCACUGUGGUCCUGUAUCACCUCUUUGAAGAAUUUGCCAACUACGAACACGUGGGCAUCGUGGACAUCUUCCUCGGCUUCCUGAGCUUCUUCGUGGUGGCCCUGGGCGGGGUGUUUGUGGGCGUGGUCUACGGGGUCAUCGCAGCCUUCACCUCCCGAUUUACCUCCCACAUCCGGGUCAUCGAGCCGCUCUUCGUCUUCCUGUACAGCUACAUGGCCUACUUGUCAGCCGAGCUCUUCCAUCUGUCAGGCAUCAUGGCGCUCAUAGCCUCGGGAGUGGUGAUGCGCCCCUACGUGGAGGCCAACAUCUCCCACAAGUCCCACACCACCAUUAAGUACUUCCUGAAGAUGUGGAGCAGCGUCAGUGAGACCCUCAUCUUCAUCUUCCUCGGCGUCUCUACCGUGGCCGGCUCCCACCACUGGAACUGGACCUUCGUCAUCAGCACCCUGCUCUUCUGCCUCAUCGCCCGCGUGCUGGGUGAGGGCCAGGGCUGGGGCAGGGUAGGGGGGUAG